AGCUCGUUUCAUUUCACAACUUGGCUGUGUUGCCUUCCGUUGCGGAGUAAAUUUGGUCCAACCCGGGAAAAAUAAGAAGAACGCUUUUUGUUUUAAAUCAAGACAGUGCAAAGUGAAAGAGUCAACAUGGGCAAAGUCCAGGGCGGAAUGAAGUGUGUCAAAUAUCUUCUGUUCAUAUUCAACUUUAUUUUCUGGCUGGUGGGUUCGCUGGUGCUGGCCGUGGGACUGUGGCUCCGGUUCGACCCGGACAUCGUGUCCCUCCUCAACCCAGAAGGAGCUCCUGAGACGUUUUUCAUGGGUGUGUACAUCCUGAUCGGCGCGGGGGGGCUGAUGAUGCUGGUGGGGUUCUUCGGCUGCUGCGGGGCCGUGCGGGAGUCCCAGUGCCUUCUGGGAUCGUUUUUUGCCUGCCUUGUGAUUAUCUUUGGUGCUGAGAUUGCAGCGGGUGUGUUUGGAUUCCUAAACAAAGAUAAGAUCAUAGGAGAGGUACAACAGUUCUACAAGCAGUCCUUCGAAGAAAACACCAACAGCACCGUAGUGUUAGCCUACCAGGAAGUUCUGAACUGCUGUGGGGUGAGCACGUCAGACCCCGCCCUGUGCCCCGGAGCCAAAAAGGAUUGUAACGCAGCGAUAUCGGAGUUCUUCAACGACAAGCUCUACAUCAUUGGAUAUGUGGGGAUUGGCAUUGCAGGAGCAAUGAUCAUCGGCAUGAUCUUCAGUAUGGUGCUUUGCUGUGCGAUAAGGAACAGCAGAGACGUCAUCUAGACACCUUAAAGCCCUCUGACCCCCCCAUUUCACCCACCCUCAUCCUCACCCUCUUCCUCAUCCUCACCCUCAUCCUCUUCCUCUUCCCUCCCUGACAGCCUGAUCUGGGCCUUUGUGGACUCCGUAGCCAUAGUAACAGUACCGUUCUUCCCUGGCUGGCAGCUCAACAGGCCCGCUGUCUCACCCCUAUGUACGGCACACACACCGCUACACCGAGCCACGGGUUUGAGUUUUCUGAUGUCAUUGUGAAACACCAUUACCCACAAUUCCCUGAAUCUCUGGUCUGGGUGGCUGUUUUUACACACAAAGGUGAGACGGCUUUACUUUCGGAAAAAAAUAGACAAAGAAAGCCGUUGGCACCUGUCACAAAGGCAUUGUGUUCUAUAACCUGCAGCACACCCCACUCCUCCUUGAGGAGGAACUUUAUGAUGUAAUGUCAGGAACACAGAUUCUGCAAGUCUGCGGGCUUCAGCUGGCCCCGCCCACCCCCACUCUGAUUGGCCAUGGCAUUCCCAUUCCAGCUAUAUGUGUAUGCGUGUAGACCACAGGCGUUAGACUUCAGUCCUGGAGUGCCACAGCAGCUGAUGGCUUUCACUUAAGCCACUGAUUGGCUUAAGAGUCCAUGUGCCUUUUACUCAAGGCCUUAAUUGGCUGCUGAUUGAAAGGAAACCACAAAUACCUGUAGAUGCUAUGGCCAUCCAGGCAGCAGUGUAGCCAUUUUUAAAACAAUAUUUUAUUUUGUCAUAUUUUACAUGUAUUUCCACCAUUUUUGGUGGGGAGGGUGGCAAACCCAAACUCUCCUCUCCCUUGGCUACAUCUCCACCUCCAAGAUUGAAGUUAAACCUGUGGACACAGCGCCCCCUCCAGGACUGGAGUUAAACCUGCAGACACCGCGGCCCUCCAGGACUAGAGUUAAACCUGCAGGCACUUUGGACCUCCAGGACCAGAGUUAAACCUGCAGACACCGCGGCCCUCCAGGACUAGAGUUAAACCUGCAGGCACUUUGGACCUCCAGGACCAGAGUUAAACCUGCAGGCACUGUGGUCCUCCAGGACUGGAGUUAAACCUGCAGACACUGCGGCCCUCCAGGACUGGAGUUAAACCUGCAGGCACUGUGGUCCUCCAGGACUGGAGUUAAACCAGCAGACACUGCGGCCCUCCAGGACUGGAGUUAAACCAGCAGGUACAGUGGCCCUUUAGGGCCCUGGUGUAAACCAUUACGCAGGAAGACUGUGUGUACCAAAGACACGAGAAUGACCUAAAUACAGCAGUCAAAUCCAGACUGAGCCACGGUCCAUGAAGCCAGGACAAGAUCUGCCUGGACUAUUCUCUCAGAAUAAUGUGACAGGAGCACAUCAACACUGAUUUGAUUGACAGCACUGUGACAUAUUAUUUUGGGUCCGUGUAUUCACGGACAGGUGAUGAGUAGUUUCAGUCUUUAACCGUAGUCAUAGGUGUGUUAGCACUGGUGUGGUUACCAUUCUCAUGGUUAUAGGCCUUGUGUCUGCUGUUUAUGUUUCCCAUGUACAGUCACAACUUGACAGGGUGUUCCUUGGUUUUGCACAUAUUGUGUGAAUUUAUAACUUCUCUAUUAUUUUAAAAUGUGCUGUCGAGGUGUGAAUAUUUUGCAGCCAACUUGUUUGUGGGUACUCAAUGUUUGUUGCUAUUAAUAAAUAGGACUGAAUAUUAAUGAGCCAAUGUGAUUUCAUAAGAUAUCCUCGUGUAACGUUUUAAAUUAUUGUAGUGUCACGGAAAUACUGUUUUGUCUGCUGUAAUUACAUGAUUAAAUGCAGAAAGAUGUUUUUUUUUAGUGCUCAUUAGCAGAUGACUUUUUUUAAAAUGCAGGAUAGAACUUUCUGCAACUCCAGAAUAUUGACAUGGAAGUUUAUUGAUUUCUAGCAAGGCACUCUAAUUUAGCAUCAAAUUGUUUGAUUUCUGUAUUAUUAUUAUCAUUAUUAUUAUUAUUUGAAGUAACAGUUAUAUGAAGACUUUAAUGGUGCACUUCAUUUGGAAGUUAAAAUGGCAUUCACUCUUGACAUGCAGGAAAAUGGCAACCUUGGUAAAUUUUUCUUAUCAUAUCCACAGUAGGCUAGCUUGGUGUUCCUUCACCGUAUUGGCUCCUGUUUGUCUCCAGUUCAACAUGUUAAAGGAGGCCUCACGCUUGUCUGUUAAUAUAAACGUUUUACAUAAAAAGUAAAAAAAUAAAUACCUGUCUUAUUUAUUGUUUCAUUGCAUUUAAUCCCCUCUCAAGAUUUCUGUGAAUUCCUCCAUUUUGUGAAUUCUGUAUGCUGUCAUCGAUGUGGAAACAGCAGAUCGGAAAGACCAAUGUGUUAGGAAGGCAGCUUUCAUUAGCACGUUAGCGCAUGUGAAUGCUGUCGUAUGGGUACAGCUUCAUGAAAAGCUUAUUUACACCAGUGAUUGCCUGUGAUGCAUGUCUUUAUGCACAAGGACUGCAGAGCCCAGGUAGACCAGAGUUAUUGCAUUUAGUUUCGGGCUUCUGCCAAGCUAACUUCAGCACAUGGUCCUUUUCGUUUUUCACCAAGCUCAAAGAAAAUUUCACUCAAAUGCCAGUAAAAUGAUAACCAGCAAGGAAACAAUACGUUUGUAUAGAAUAAGCUUUUCACUGUAAUAAAAGUAUAAUGACAGUCAA
Messenger RNA from Anguilla rostrata (American eel), 3412 nucleotides. RefSeq names its product tetraspanin 2a (gene tspan2a). The transcript is spliced from 8 exons. Gene Ontology annotation, cellular component: plasma membrane. The record is from RefSeq and is a predicted model, not a curated record. The coding region runs from base 127 to 762 and encodes 211 amino acids. Lineage: Eukaryota; Metazoa; Chordata; Actinopteri; Anguilliformes; Anguillidae.